Nipponia nippon (crested ibis) is the source of this 658-nucleotide messenger RNA. The record is from RefSeq and is a predicted model, not a curated record. Lineage: Eukaryota; Metazoa; Chordata; Aves; Pelecaniformes; Threskiornithidae.
ACAGGACGGAGGAGUUCCGGAAGGUGAACGUCCUGAUGAAGGUGCCCGCGCUGAGGGACGGUUCGUUCACCUUAGCGGAGAGCAUUGCGAUCCUCCUGUACCUGGCCCGGAAAUUCAAGACUCCUGAUCACUGGUAUCCGUCUGACCUGCAGAAAAGGGCUAGGGUUGAUGAGUACCUGUCAUGGCAGCACGUCAACAUUCGCGGGAAGGGGAGCAAGCUGUUCUUAACCAAGGUGCUGCUGCCCCUGCUCACAGGCCAGCCGCUUCCUCCAGAGAAACUGGAAGGUGUUACUGAAGAGCUGAACGUUGUCCUGAAGCAGUUUGAGGAGAAGUUCUUGCAGGACAAGCCCUUCAUUGCAGGCAGCGAGAUCUCCCUGGCCGACCUCGUAGCGCUGGUGGAGCUCAUGCAGCCUGUAGGUGCCGGCUACGACCUCUUUGAGGAGAGGCCGAAGUUAGCGGCGUGGCGCCGGCGGGUGGAAGAAGCGGUGGGGAAGCAGCUCUUCCAGGAAGCCCACGAAGGGAUCUUGACCGCCAAGAACUUGACCGCUGAUAAGAUUGCACCUGAACUGCUGGAGCAUUUCAAGCACCAGCUCCUAAAGCAGGCCGGCCAGAAUUAGGGGGUUACACUCUAAGUAAAAUGGAUUAUUUUGUGCAGGCU